This is a messenger RNA of Boleophthalmus pectinirostris (great blue-spotted mudskipper), 1139 nucleotides long. It is a transcript of the gene csf1b, whose product is annotated as colony stimulating factor 1b (macrophage). The coding region runs from base 41 to 760 and encodes 239 amino acids. The transcript is spliced from 8 exons. Gene Ontology annotation, molecular function: cytokine activity; growth factor activity. Lineage: Eukaryota; Metazoa; Chordata; Actinopteri; Gobiiformes; Gobiidae. The record is from RefSeq and is a predicted model, not a curated record. Gene Ontology annotation, cellular component: membrane.
GUGUCUUUGUGUGCUUGUGUUGCUGAGCUUCCCUCUGACGAUGACGGAGGUCCCUGGUCCCUGCAGACACUCCAUCACACGGGAGCAUCUGCUCACACUCAGACACUUGAUGGAUAACCAGUUAAGGGCUGGGUGUUCUAUGACGUACACAUUCAUAGAGCGGAGAAGUUUGAGCAAAUGCUGCUUUGUAAAAGCUGCUUUACCCUGGAUCUUAGAACUCCUCACUACACACUUCAAAUACGGCAGAGGUUCAGUUAAUGACGGCUAUGUUCAGUCCCUGAGGGCCCUGAUCCUCAACAUGUAUUCUCAGAAGUGUGUGCCUCAGAUUAAUGAGGAGGUGGAGGACAAACCUGAGAGUUUUGAGAUGCUCUAUAGAAGCUCUCCUUCAGAAGCACUGCAGAGGGCGCUAGAGGUGCUAACACUUUACUGGGAACUGGUCACAAUGAGUGAGGCCCCCAUCGACUGGACAUGCCAGAAUGAAUACACAGAGACUCUGAGCUCCACCACAGAGUUACCAACAGAGUCCACCAUUCAGUACUUCACAGACAGUUAUGGUAGGGACUCCAUAAAAGCCACUCAGAGAAAAGCUGUGCGAGACCUGUACAAACUGGUCUUCAUCAUCACAUCCAUCUGUGGUGGACUGCUGUUUAUACUGACUCUCUACUGUCUCAUCACACAAAAGAAAUCCCAGAUUCAUCACAGUUCAAGAACACACACAGACAUAAGAGAUCUGCAAGGCAUUGAAAUGGAAGAGCAAUAAUCACAUUUCUGCAGCAGCAGACAGUGCACUUGUGAACCUGUACAUUUGAUCCAACUUGUAAAGUUUGUGUUUGUAUUUGUGUGUAAUGUAUCAUUUAUGCUCACCUAUUUAAUCUGAGGUUUUGCUUUGACUGAGCGCAAAGAUGGACCUUAAAUGGAAUCUGUUCUGUAUAUGAAGUUUACGCAUUAUAAAAUGCAGAUAUUGUUGAACAUUGAGGUUUUAUUUUUACAUCUUUGUAAAGUAUAUGAUGUUUCUUGCUAACAUUUAACCCAGUGACUGUAAUUUUGCCAAACACAUGUAUGAAUUAUUUAUUACUUAAAGCAGUCACAGUAAUGUACAGUAAAAAACUAUUUUCUCUAGCUAGCACUGUAUUGAUAUG